AUGGCUCUGAGUGGCAACUGCAGGACUUACCUUCCUUCUCGAGAGCAGGGAUCGGGGCUGCACUCCUUCCCAGAGGUAGUGGAGCUAAAUGUGGGUGGCCAGGUUUACUUCACUCGCCACUCCACCUUGGUUGGCACCCCUCACUCCCUGCUCUGGAAAAUGUUCACCCCAAAGAGAGACAUGGCCAAUGAUCUGGCCAAGGACUCCAAGGGAAGAUUCUUCAUUGACAGAGAUGGUUUCCUUUUCCGCUACAUUCUGGACUAUCUCAGGGACAAGCAAGUGGUUCUGCCUGACCACUUCCCAGAGAAGGGAAGGCUCAAGAGGGAGGCUGAGUACUUCCAGCUCCCAGACUUGGUCAAACUCCUGACUCCCGAUGACAAGCAGCAAAGCCCUGAUGAUUUUUGCCACAGUGACUAUGAAGAGGUUUCCCAAGGCAGUGACACGAGAAUAUGCCCACCCUCAUCACUCUUACCUCCCGAUCGCAAGUGGGGAUUCAUUACCCUUGGGUAUCGGGGGUCCUGCACUGUGGGCAGGGAGAGCCAAGCAGAUGCCAAAUUCAGGAGGGUCCCGAGGAUUUUGGUUUGUGGAAGGAUUGCUCUGGUCAAAGAGGUCUUUGGAGAAAGUUUGAACGAAAGCAGAGACCCAGACAGGGCUCCAGAGAGGUACACCUCCAGGUUCUAUCUCAAGUUCAAGCACCUGGAAAGGGCUUUCGACAUGUUGUCCGAGUGUGGAUUCCACAUGGUGGCCUGUAACUCCUCGGUGACAGCUUCCUUUGUCAACCAGUACACAGAUGACAAGGUCUGGUCCAGCUACACUGAAUAUGUCUUCUACCGCGAGCCCUCCCGGUGGUCCUCAUCCCACUGCGACUGCUGCUGCAAGAACGGCAAAGGCGACAAGGAGGGAGAGAGCGGCACGUCGUGCAACGAGCUGUCCACAUCGAGCUGUGACAGCCAGUCUGAGGCCAGCUCCCCACAGGAGACCGUCAUCUGUGGCCCUGUCACCCGCCAGCCCAACAUACAGACUCUGGACCCGCCGGGCCAGAAAGGNCCGGUGCAGCUGCUGCAGCAGUCCGAGAUCCGCAGGAAGAGCGACCUGCUCCGGACUCUCACCUCCGGCUCCCGGGAGUCCAACUCCAGCAAGAAGAAGGCGGUGAAGGAGAAGCUGUCCAUUGAGGAGGAGCUGGAAAAAUGUAUCCAGGAUUUCCUCAAAAUCAAAAUCCCAGACAGGUUUCCAGAGAGGAAACAUCCCUGGCAAUCCGAACUGCUGCGGAAGUACCACCUAUAG
Molecule: messenger RNA, 1284 nt
Organism: Nestor notabilis (Kea)
Lineage: Eukaryota; Metazoa; Chordata; Aves; Psittaciformes; Psittacidae
Gene: KCTD16
Product: potassium channel tetramerization domain containing 16
Exons: 3
Coding region: 1-1284 (427 amino acids)
Biological process (GO): protein homooligomerization; regulation of G protein-coupled receptor signaling pathway
Cellular component (GO): presynaptic membrane; postsynaptic membrane
Molecular function (GO): protein binding
Source: RefSeq, a predicted model, not a curated record